GAUUUCCUCCCUUCACGCCUCGAAUCCUCGUCUCGCUGUAUCAUGGGGGUGCUCGCGCUGGAGCGGCAGCGGCGGCGCCAGACCCGUGAUGGAUCAAUUCCUUUGUUGGGGAAAAGAGGAUGCUCAUCCUCGCAACAAGAUGAUGAUUCAGAAGGUGGAGAAAAAGUGAAAUACUCUGGGUUGGAUCUUCCAGAGGACAUUUGGCGUCAUAUAUACUCACUAGUGCCAAUGCAAGAUGCUGCUCGUGCUGCCUGUGUGUCUCGCUCCUUUCAACAUUAUUGGAGGUGCUACCCCAACCUCACAUUCAGUAACUCCAUUUUAGGCUGGGACAGAGAUGGACCUGGAAAGGAUGAGAUGUGCGUGGAAAAUGAGUUUGCCAGCAAAGUUAACAAAGUUAUGACAAACCACUCCGGCAUUGGCUUGAAGAGUAUCAAGCUCGAAUUCUCUGGCCACAAGUCCAGCGAUUGUUGUUUUCUAGAUAGCUGGCUUCGGGUUGCUCUUACACCGGCGAUUGAAAAACUCCGCCUUCAGCUGUCCUCAGAUGAGACAACAUACAGCUUCCCAUGCUCACUUUUGUCUGAUCAGUGUGGGAACUCGAUUCGGUAUCUACAUCUUGCGGGCUGCUUCUUCCGUCCUGCUGUCAGACUCAGUUGCUUCAGAAGCAUGACGAUUCUGCACUUGUAUGUUAUGUGUAUCAGUGAGGAUGAGUUAUGGUGCCUUCUUUCCAGUUGUUCUGCUUUGGAGCAGUUUGGAUUUGGGAAUAACAAUGAGAUAACUUGCCUGAAGAUACCUUGUGUGCUGCAGCGGCUCAGAGACCUGCGGGUUGUCGGAUGCGACAAAUUACGAGCGAUAGAGAGCAAAGCUCCAAACCUCUUCAGUUUUACCUUUCUUGGUGAACGAGUACAACUCUCACUUGGAGAGUCGUUGCAGUUGAAGAAGCUAACAAUGUCAUAUUCAUUUGCCCUGGACGAUGCUCGUGACACCCUUCCGUCUACUAUGCCAAAUCUGGAAAGUCUUGAGAUAAUUUCCUAUCUGGAGACUAAUACCCGCAUUAUGCGGCGCCAAUUCCUCUGCCUCAAGUACCUGUGGGUUGCUGUUAGUGGAUACACGUAUCCUCAUACCAAUGAUUAUAUUUCCUUUGUUCCUUUUCUGGCUGCUUGUCCUUGCUUGGAGACUUUUGUGUUGCAAGUACCGGCACCCAAGGAGCAUGAGUCGAUUUUCAGAGAUCCCUCGGAUCUGAGACGGAUGCCAGGACAUCGCCAUGCAAAGCUGAAGAGUGUGGAUAUCAUUGGCUUUAACUCUGCAAAGAGCUUGAUCGAGCUAAUGGUUCAUAUCAUGGAGACUUCAGGGUCACUAGAGUCCCUUACACUGGACACCGUUGGUUUUGUUCUUAGAUGCUCUGAGAACGACAUUGACAAAUGCUUUACCAUGCGUGAGAGUGCACACUCACGCAUGGAAGUCCCUCUAGCGCUCUCGGCUAUAGAAAAGUACAUCCAAUGCAAGAUCCCCUCCACGGUUAAGUUAGAUGUUCUUGAGCCUUGUGGCCGAUGCCAUGCUUCUUGAGCUUUAGAUGUUAAGUUCUGAUUAAUUAUCAUGACGUUUAUAGUAUAAUUUUAGAUGCGAUGGUGUUCGGGACUGUGCUUGUAAGCACGGGUGUGUAGUUUGCUUGUAUAUCAAUUGUUAACUCAUCCAGCUUGAGAUGCCAUACCCUUGUUCUUAUAAUAUCAUGUGCCAGUUUGUUAUUGAAGUUGGAACAAGCUAGUGAAUCACAUACAGUUUCAUAAACCUGAUAUGAAAUCUUAGCUGAUGCUACCUUGUUA
This is a messenger RNA of Lolium rigidum, 1820 nucleotides long. RefSeq lists its product as uncharacterized. The record is from RefSeq and is a predicted model, not a curated record. The transcript has 5 exons. Gene Ontology annotation, molecular function: protein binding. The coding region runs from base 43 to 1563 and encodes 506 amino acids. NCBI's taxonomy places the organism in Eukaryota, Viridiplantae, Streptophyta, Magnoliopsida, Poales, Poaceae.